GUGUGGCGUCAGUCUUUUUCAUCAAAACUGAAAUGCCAUUUUAAAAAGCAGGCUCCAUCCUCUCUUUAGAAGAUGGGGAAUUCUUAUGCUGGACAGCUGAAGACGACCCGGUUUGAAGAGGUCUUGCACAACUCCAUUGAGGCCUCCCUGCGCUCCAACAACCUGGUACCCAGGCCCAUCUUCUCCCAGCUGUACCUGGAAGCUGAGCAGCACCUUGCCUCUCUGGAAGGUGGUGGCCGAGCAGACAAUGAGGACGAGGAGGAAGGAGGAGAAGGAGGGCUGGAGCCGAACAGUCUCCCGAAUCCUUGCCAGCUGCACCCUCCCCCCGAGGGCUGCUGCACCACAGACGGGUUCUGCCAGGCUGGGAAGGAUCUGCGCCUCAUCUCCAUUUCCAAUGAGCCCAUCGAUGUCCCCACCGGCUUUCUCCUCGUGGGGGCCAAGGCCCCGAGCCUGCCAGACCAUCUCCUGGUGUGUGCUGUUGACAAGAGGUUCUUGCCAGAUGACAAUGGUCACAACGCUCUGCUUGGUUUCUCUGGGAAUUGUGUCGGCUGUGGGAAGAAAGGCUUCUGUUACUUCACAGAAUUCUCCAAUCAUAUAAACUUGAAACUGACCACCCAGCCCAAGAAGCAGAAACACUUGAAGUAUUACCUGGUCCGUAAUGCACAAGGGGCUCUCACCAAAGGACCCUUGAUUUGUUGGAAAGGCUCAGAGUUCAGAAGCCGGCAGACCCCCACCGGUGCGAGUUCCAGUCUCCUCUUCCCGCCGCUGGAGAGCUUGGGGCCGCCAGCCUCCUUCCCCAGCGAGCCCAUGCCCGGCAUGAACCCCGGCGUCCUGAUGGGAACUCACCAGGCAGGACCAGCCUCUGAUCACCCCUCGCUAAGUACAGCAAUGGGCCCAGCAGUUUUCAACGGCAAAGAUUCCCCGAAGCACCAACAGCUGGCAAAGAGCACCCUGUCAGCCCUGCCGCGGCCCUCUGCCUUAGGUAUUCUGUCAAACUCUGGGCCUCCCAAAAAACGCCACAAAGGGUGGUCUCCGGACUCUCCAUCAGCUGCAGAUGGUGGCUAUCCCCAGAGCGGUGGGAACAGAGCCAAGUAUGAAGGUACGAACAUGUCCUGUGUGCCCCAGGGGGGCUUGGUGGGACCAGCUUCAGUCACUUUUCCUGUUGUGGCUUCUGGAGAACCAGUGUCUGUUCCUGAUAACUUGCUAAAAAUAUGUAAGGCCAAGCCAGUGAUAUUUAAAGGCCACGGGAACUUCCCUUACCUCUGUGGGAACCUGAAUGACAUUGUGGUCAGCCCCCUCCUGUACACGUGCUACCAGAAUUCCCAGUCCAUCUCCAGGGCAUAUGAGCAGUACGGCGCCUCAACCAUACAGCCCAUCUCAGAGGAGAUGCAGCUCCUACUGACCGUCUACUAUCUUGUCCAGCUGGCGGCGGACCAGGUGCCCCUGAUGGAGGACCUGGAGCAGAUCUUCCUGCGCUCCUGGCGCGAGUCGCACCUGACCGAGAUCCGGCAGUACCAGCAGGCGCCGCAGCCCUUCCCGCCCGCGCCCGGCCCCGCAGCGCCCGUGACCUCGGCGCAGCUGCCCUGGCUGGCCAGCCUGGCCGCCAGCUCCUGCAACGAUAGCGUGCAUGUCAUCGAGUGCGCCUACUCCCUGGCCGAGGGCCUCUCCGAGAUGUUCCGGCUGCUCAUCGAGGGCAAGCUAGCCAAGACCAACUACGUGGUCAUCAUCUGCGCGUGCCGCAGCGCCGCCAUCGACUCGUGCAUCGCCGUCACGGGAAAGUACCAAGCCCGGAUUCUUUCUGAGAGCCUCCUCUCCCCAGCAGAGUACCAGAAGGAAGUCAGUUAUGAGCUGCUUACAGGGAAAGUGGACUCGCUGGGGGCCUUUUUUAGCACUCUCUGUCCAGAGGGUGACAUUGACAUUUUGCUGGACAAAUUUCAUCAGGAAAAUCAAGGCCAUAUUUCUUCCUCCCUCCCUGCCUCCUCUGUCACUAAAGCAGGAUCCCUGGAUGUCAGUGGAGCCCCGGUGUGCACAAGCUACCAUCUGGAGCCACAUGGCAUUCGGCCGUUCCAGUUGGCAGUGGCACAGAAGCUCCUUUCCCAUGUAUGUUCCAUUGCGGAUUCCAGCACUCAAAAUCUGGAUCUGGGAUCUUUCGAGAAGGUGGACUUUCUAAUUUGCAUUCCACCAUCAGAAGUGACCUACCAGCAGACUCUAUUCCAUGUCUGGAAUUCAGGGGUUUUACUGGAACUCGGCCUGGAAAAGGAGCACGUGACCAAGCAGAGGGUAGAACAGUACGUUCUGAAGCUGGAUGCAGAGGCACAGACAAAAUUUAAGUCCUUUCUGCAAAACUCCUUCCAGAAUCCACAUACGCUUUUCGUCCUAAUCCAUGACCAUGCCCACUGGGAUCUCGUGAGUAGUGCUGUUCAUAAUCUCUAUUCUCAAAGUGACCCAUCUGUGGGCUGGGUGGACAGAUUGCUCAACUGCAGAGAGGUGAAGGAGGCCCCCAACAUUGUGACGCUGCAUGUGACAUCCUUCCCGUACGCGCUACAGACCCAGCACACCCUCAUCAGCCCCUACAACGAGAUCCACUGGCCUGCAUCCUACAGCAGCGGAAUGGACUUAUAUCAUGAAAAUAAGAAGUACUUUGGGCUAUCAGAGUUUAUUGAAUCUACCCUUUCAGGACACAGCCUUCCCUUGCUCAGAUAUGACAGCUCCUUUGAGGCCAUGGUCACUGCAUUAGGAAAAAGGUUCCCCCGCCUGCACAGCGCGGUGAUCAGGACCUUUGUUCUCGUGCAGCACUACGCAGCCGCGCUGAUGGCUGUGAGCGGCCUCCCGCAGAUGAAGAAUUACACGUCGGUGGAGACGCUGGAGAUCACGCAGAACCUGCUCAGCUCCCCGAAGCAGUGCCCCUGCGGCCAUGGGCUCAUGGUGCUGCUGCGUGUGCCCUGUUCGCCGCUGGCGGCCGUGGCCUACGAGCGGCUGGCACACGUGCGCGCACGGCUGGCGCUAGAGGAACACUUCGAGAUCAUCUUGGGCACCCCCAGUUCCAGCAUCACUGUGGGGAAGCACUUCGUGAAGCAGCUCAAGAUGUGGCAGAAAAUUGAGGACGCAGAGUGGAGGCCUCAGACGUACUUGGAAUUGGAGGGCCUGCCUUGCAUCCUGAUCUUCAGUGGGAUGGACCCGCAUGGGGAGUCCUUGCCUAGGUCUUUGCGGUACUGUGACCUGCGUCUGAUAAACUCCUCCUGCUUGGUGAGAACAGCCCUGGAGCAGGAGCUGGGCCUGGCUGCCUACUUUGUGAGCAGUGAGGUCCCCUUGGAGAAGGGGGCUAGGAACGAGGCCUUGGAGAGUGAUGCAGAGAAGCUGAGCAGCACCGACAACGAGGAUGAGGAGCUGGGGACAGAAGGCUCCACCUCAGAGAAGAGAAGUCCUGUGAAAAGGGAGCGGUCCUCCUCCCAUGACUCUGCGUCCUCGUCCCUCUCCUCCAAGGCAUCUGGCUCAGCGCUCCUUGGCGAAGCCUCAGCCCAGCCCACAGGGCCCCACCAGGUGGAGCAGGCCAGGUCGCCCCAGCCCUGCGGCCCAUCAGAGGAGGCCAGGGCCCCUGGCGAGAAGCAGAGGCCCCGAGCGGGCCAGGGGACGCCAUCAGUCAUCAGCAGGCACAGCCCUGGGCUGGUCCCCCAGCCUGACUGUGGCCCCAGGCCCGGCCAGAAGAACGUCCAGGUGUCAGCCACCUCAUCGUCCUCCCAGCUGUCCUCCUCCUCAGGUUCAUCCUCUUUGACUGGGGCACCUGCCACGGGCACGCUCGUACUGCAGGCCUCCCAGUGCUCCCUGACCAAGGCCUGCCCACAGCCACCCAUCGUCUUCCUGCCCAAGCUCAUGUAUGACAUGGUCAUGUCCACUGAUGGCAGUGGCCUACCCAAGGCUGCCUCGCUUCUACCCUCCCAUUCAGUCAUGUGGGCCAGCUCUUUCCGGCCCCUGCUCAGCAAGACAAUGACAUCCACGGAGCAGUCGCUCUACUACCGGCAGUGGACAGUGCCGCGGCCCAGCCACAUGGACUAUGGCAACCGGGCCGAGGGCCGCGUGGACGGCUUCCACCCCCGCAGGCUGUUGCUCAGUGGCCCCCCGCAGAUUGGGAAGACAGGCGCCUACCUGCAGUUCCUUAGCAUUCUGUCCCGCAUGCUCAUCCGGCUGACAGAGGUGGACGUUUACGAUGAAGAGGAGAUCAAUAUCAACCUCGGAGAAGAACCAGACUGGCAUUAUUUGCAGCUCAGUGACUCCUGGCCAGACCUGGAGCUGUUCAAGAAGAUGCCCUUUGACUAUGUCAUUCAUGACCCCAAGUAUGAAGAUGCCAGCCUGAUUUGUUCUCACCAUCAGAGCAUAAAGUGUGAAGACAGAGGGAUGCCCCGGAAGCCUGAGGACCUGUACGUGCGGCGUCAGACAGCGAGGAUGAGACUGUCCAAGUACGCGGCGUACAACACGUACCACCACUGUGAGCAGUGCCACCAGUACAUGGGCUUCCACCCCCGCUGCCAGCUCUAUGAGUCCACCCUGCACGCCUUUGCCUUCUCUUACUCCAUGCUAGGAGAGGAGGUCCAGCUGCACUUCAUCAUCCCCAAGUCCAAGGAGCACCACUUUGUCUUCAGCCAGCCCGGAGGCCAGCUGGAGAGCAUGCGGCUGCCCCUCGUCACAGACAAGAGUCAUGAAUAUAUCAAAAGUCCGACGUUCACCCCAACAACCGGCCGUCAUGAACACGGACUCUUCAAUCUGUACCAUGCGAUGGACGGUGCCAGCCAUUUGCACGUGCUGGUUGUCAAGGAGUAUGAAAUGGCGAUUUACAAAAAAUACUGGCCCAACCACAUCAUGCUGGUGCUGCCGAGCAUCUUCAACAGCGCCGGAGUGGGCGCUGCCCACUUCCUCAUCAAGGAGCUGUCCUACCAUAAUCUGGAGCUUGAGCGCAACCGGCAGGAGGAGCUGGGAAUCAGGCCGCAGGACAUCUGGCCCUUCAUCGUGAUCUCCGAUGACUCCUGUGUGAUGUGGAAUGUGGUGGAUGUUGGCUGUGCUGGGGAGAGAAGCAGGGAAUUUUCCUGGUCAGAGCGGAACGUCUCUUUGAAGUACAUCAUGCAGCACAUCGAGGCAUCCCCCAACAUCACCCACUAUGCCCUGAUUGGUCUGCGCAAGUGGUCCAGCAAGACCAGGGGCAGCGAGGUGCGUGAGCCCUUCUCCCGCUGCCACGUACACGACUUCAUCAUCCUGAAUGUGGACCUGACCCAGAACGUGCAGUACAAUCAGAACAGGUUCACAUGUGACGAUGUGGACUUCAACCUGCGGGUGCACAGCGCCGGCCUCCUGCUCUGCAGGUUCAACCGUUUCAGCGUGAUGAAGAAGCAGAUGGCGGUGGGCGGGCACAGGUCCUUCCACAUCACCUCCAAGGUGUCCGAGAAUGCCGCCGCAGUUGUGCCGGCCCAGUACAUCUGUGCCCCUGACAGCAAGCACACGUUCCUCGCGGCUCCCGCCCAGCUCCUGCUCGAGAAAUUCCUCCAGUACCACAGCCACCGCCUCUUCCCACUCUCCCUGAAGAAUCAUGGCCACCCCGUGCUGUCCGUUGACUGUUACCUUAAUCUGGGGUCUCAGAUUUCUGUCUGCUAUAUGAGUUCCAGGCCCCACUCUCUAAACAUCAGCUGCUCGGAUCUGAUGUUCAGUGGCCUCCUGCUGUACCUCUGUGACUCCUUUGUGGGAGCUGGCUUUCUGAAAAAGUUUCAUUUUCUGAAAGGCGCCACCCUGUGUGUGAUCUGCCAGGACCGGAGCUCGCUGCGCCAGACGGUCGUCCGCCUGGAGCUCGAGGACCAGUGGCAGUUCCGACUGCGUGAUGAAUUUCAGACGGCCAAUGCCAGGGAAGACCGGCCACUCUUUUUUCUGACUGGACGACAUAUCUGAGGGGGACAGCAGCAGUUUUUCUGAAGAGUAGAGUGUGCAGCACCCUCAUCCUGAGUUGAGGCUAAAGGACAUUCUAGAACCACAGGGUAUUGGACUGGAACAGACCCCAGACCCUGCCGCGCAUCCCCUCAUGGGGCACUGAGGUCCAGAGGUCCUGGUCUCGGAAGUCAGGAGAAGGAGGAUGACUCUGAGGAGGGCAGGACCGAGCCCAGACUCCCCAGUUCUGGGCCGGACGUGGCCCUGGGCUGUCGUGAAGUCCAUUUCAUGAAGAACAAAGUUUUGCUUCCUAUCACGUCACCCACGUGCUUCCAUGGACAAACCAGACGUUUCUCUUAGUUCCAGUGACUCUUGAAUUCUCUUAGAGAGCUGCCAGUAUUUCAGGCAGUAGAUGGUAAUUCAGCUAAGUAGGUUUCCCUAUAACCUUCUACAAAGCAAUAUUCCAAAGGAACAUUUUAACUGUAAAGGCUGGAGAGGGGAAAAAUAUAAGAAGCAGAUCUUUGUAAGAAGAAUUAUUUAACUGCCUAUAAGUUUUUUCUUUUAGAAGCUAGCCCAAAGGCAUCAAAUUUAAUAAAGUAAAACAAUCUGUUUCAGAGCAAAUACGAUUCUAUUAAAAUAGUACAGGGUAAAUACCCUACCUCUUAGAAAGGGCAAAAAUGAAAAGAAGCUUUCUUUAAAACUAUGGAAGCUUAAGGAGGAAACGAGGCUUACAGAGGUUGACCUACAAUUUGCCUUACAAAGGAAAGAGGACCACGUUCCUUACUUGAAGCAAAUGACAAACACACCAAAGUGAUUUAUAAAAUAGUUGAUGAGAACUAGACUUCCGAUCAUAAUUUAUUGAAGCUUAGUUUCAGUUCCUUAAGUAGCUUGUUUUCUCUUACUAAUGGUUGGUUCCUUCGGGGAGAAUGUCACCUGAGUGGAGAGGAAGAGAAGAGAGGGACGCCUGGUACACGUCCCACGAACUCGUCCCUUUGCAGCCUGAUGAGAUAGUGUUUAGACCAGCUGGUUUAGAGGCCUCCUGGGGCCCAGGCAUAGGGCCAGGCACUUCAACAGUGAUCAUCUUUAAUCCUCUGCUUGUGUGAUCAGGAUUCUUCUUCUCACUUAAAAGACAAGAAGGUUGAGUUGCAAAGAGGGUGCCUCACCUGGUCACACAGCUAAAAGAACUAGAAACUUAGUUCAAACUCCCCGUUUCUGGCUCCACAGCCCAGGGCUCCACCCCUACCCCCAAUACCACUCUGUGAAGUGGCCCAUAGCUUGAAAGAGAAGAUAAAAGAUAGAAAAUAAUUGCCCAGAAUGUGUUCUUAUACAUCUAUCUUAGACAUAUAGAAGCACUCUAAUGGAUAACAGCCUGAGG
Messenger RNA from Nycticebus coucang (slow loris), 7279 nucleotides. It is a transcript of the gene GREB1, whose product is annotated as growth regulating estrogen receptor binding 1. Gene Ontology annotation, biological process: multicellular organism development. The record is from RefSeq and is a predicted model, not a curated record. Lineage: Eukaryota; Metazoa; Chordata; Mammalia; Primates; Lorisidae. The transcript has 32 exons. The coding region runs from base 73 to 5928 and encodes 1951 amino acids.